Closterium sp. Naga37s-1 is the source of this 245-nucleotide messenger RNA. Lineage: Eukaryota; Viridiplantae; Streptophyta; Zygnematophyceae; Desmidiales; Closteriaceae. The record is from the annotation of a GenBank genome assembly.
GAUGUCUCAUGUGGACACAUUGGUGAUGGUAACAAACGAAGUGAAGAUAGCAACACUUGCAACAGACCUCAGAGACCCAGUGCACGAUAGUCGAGUUGUCUGCGCUGCUGGUGCAGGAGAUUCCAUUUGUGGAAUGCAUGUUUUCACCUCCGCGGCUUCGGAGGUCCACAGGUGUCGCGACCACAAAGCGACAUCAGUCCGCGCGUUUGAUAACGUGACAGCGACUCUUGUUGUUCACGAGAGUG